Messenger RNA from Anneissia japonica, 1559 nucleotides. RefSeq lists its product as uncharacterized. Bases 356 to 1228 code for a protein of 290 amino acids. The record is from RefSeq and is a predicted model, not a curated record. NCBI's taxonomy places the organism in Eukaryota, Metazoa, Echinodermata, Crinoidea, Comatulida, Comatulidae. The transcript is spliced from 4 exons.
AUGAAUAAAUAAAUAAAAAAUUAUGGCCCUGAUGGCUAACCAUAUGCUUCGAGUCCUGGUCAGUCACCCACACGCACAUAGACGUUGUAACGUAUGACCAUGCCUAUCAUGGAGUACUGGUACCCGUUUUGAUUGGUUUAGAAAUUGUAAUGGGCUCAACCUACGUACAAAGAAAAAAAACUCGCCACCAGCAGGCAAACCAACUUCAAAUUGAUUUCAAAAACAGUAAAUGAAAAACAUUUUGAAAAUAGUAACAACGUCAUUUCCGAUGUGCACCUUGUACAAUAUAUUGUUAACCCGUGAUAGUCCUUGUCUUCAGAAGGAUUGAGCAAAAAGCUUGUUACUUUCUGGAUGCAUGCGAACACAAUUCUGUUCAAACAUGGAGAAAGUGUUUCAAAUGACAACGCAAGAAAACGAAGUGACAGAAACAAGAGAUCAACAAGAUUCCAAUAUUUCCACUCCACCUCGAUUGAUGUGUCCUAGCAGUCAUUCAUUGAAACAGCAAUUAUUCCGCUUGUUAUUAGCGUUCGGAAUUUUGAUAUGGAUCAGCAGUACCGCAGUGAUGAUAUCCUUCAUAAGUUCUCACAGAAUUCUUAUUAAUCACUUGUUGGCAGUUGAGGAAUCGAACCUCCAGAUUCGUGACAGUGGCAAGCCAAAAACUUACCGAGGCAAAGUUACCUAUCAACACUGGGGCCGUGAGUCAUGUUCAGCAACUGCGGAGUUGGUUUACAAAGGUGUUAUGGCAGGAGGUAUUAAUAAGUUUCUUGGGGGUGGAGUAAACUACUUAUGCCUUCCUGAACAACCAUCCUAUGGUUUCACUGUGCCUGACAUCCAGGUUUACAUGGCUCCAAUUGGGGCGACAGUGUAUCGCGGCUUAAGGAAUUUUUCAACGAUGGACCAUUUACACGGAUAUGAGGCUUUUUGUUCCGUUUGCCUUGCCGAUCAAAAUGCAAUAUUCGUCAUGCCUGCCCAAAGUACAUGUCCAUCCGACUGGACAUUAGAAUACAGUGGAUAUCUUAUGGGUUCAAGGUCAAACAGGAAAAGAACCGAGUUCAUUUGCGUUGAUGUAAACUCAGAGGGUCGCGAUAGUACUAGAAAUAUUAGCUCAGGAUUAAGUGAGGUUUUCAUCGCAGAGACUCACUGCGAUGAAGGAACUACCGGUGGUGGGUUGCCUUGUCCACCAUAUAAAAACGGGGCCGAAUUACCGUGUGCAGUGUGUACAAGAUGAAUAUAAUGAUGAUUGUUGGUCUCUGCAAUUAGUGUUUUACUUUUGUAUCUGCUUCUAUUUGUUUUGUGAGAUGAUACGUAACUAUUUAAUUUUACUAUAGGCCUAUUUUUAAAUUUUUAAAUUCAUCUUUUCUACGGCGUUUCUAAAUUACAAUCACACAUUAAAAGCUUGAGUUCUCCAGCUUCGACUUAAUUUAGAUUGCAGCUUAACGCCACCAUUAGACCACAGAGGCUUCAUGGUUGAACAUAUUCAAAUUACUGCCAGAUACACUCUAUUACACAAUAAGUACGGCUGGAAACAAAUAGUUACAUAUUAUUAUGAUAUAAAUCAA